This is a messenger RNA of Phascolarctos cinereus (koala), 2534 nucleotides long. Lineage: Eukaryota; Metazoa; Chordata; Mammalia; Diprotodontia; Phascolarctidae. The record is from RefSeq and is a predicted model, not a curated record.
CUCAGCCUGAGAGGGUGUAGUGCGGGGGCGGACUGGGCUGGGCUUGGGCAGAGGUGUGAGAACAAGCGGUGGCGCUCCUGAGAGACAAGCCAGGUGAACCUCCAGGAUGCCUGAGGACCCUACCAAUAAGGAAGCAGAGCCUUGCUCAGACCAUCCGUCCCGGGCUGUGCCCUGUGUUAGCUCUGACCAUGUCCUGCAGACACUCAAUGUGUCCCAGCUCCGAGGUACCCUCACGGAUGUGGUCUUGCGGGCUGGCAACUGUGACUUUCCUUGUCACCGGGCAGCCUUGUCCGCUGGUAGCACCUACUUCCGGGCCCUAUUUGCUGGUGGUGGGCCCCAGGAGGACGUGAUUCCCCUACCUCAAGCCUCCCCAGGAGUUCUGGGCCUGCUCCUGGACCACCUCUAUGGGGCUGGCGUGAGCCUGCCAGAGGAGGAUGCAGCUGCUCUGCUGGCCCUGUCUGACCUGCUGGGGGUGAUUCCACUUCGGGAGGCCUGUGCCAACUUCCUGGAGGGCCGGCUUGGACCAGAGAAUUGCCUGGCUUUCCUCAAGCUGGCUCAGACCUUCUCCCUGCCCUCCCUGGCAGAGGGGAGCCACCGGGUGCUAUGCCAGGCAUUUCCAGAAGUCUCUUUCCAGCCCGAGUUCCUGGAGCUGGAGCUGGCCCAGGUGGCUGAGCUGCUGGCUGAUGAGAGCCUUGCGGUUGCUAGAGAGGAGACUGUGUUUGAGGCUGCCAUGCGCUGGGUGCACCAUGACCCUCCUGCCAGACACGGACAGCUGCCAUGUCUAUUAGAGCAGGUCCGGCUUCCCCUACUGGCCCCAGCCUACUUCCUGGAGAAGGUGGAGGCUGAUGAGAUGAUUCAGGCCAGCCGUGAGUGCCACCCACUUCUGCUGGAGGCCCGCCAAUGCUUCAUCCUCGGGAGGGAGGGCAGCUCAUGGAAGGCAACCCCCAGGAGGUUUAUGGAUCUGGCUGAAGUGAUCAUGGUGGUUGGUGGCUGUGACAGGACAGGUCUCCUGACACUCCCCUUCGCCGGUGCCUAUCAUCCCUGGAGCCGCCAGUGGAAGACGCUGCCUAGUGUGCCCGGCUGCACCAAAUCCGAGUUUGCCAUGUGCACCAUGAAGAACGAUGUCUACCUCUCAGGUGGCCACAUCCACAGCCGGGACCUCUGGAUGUUCCGAUCCCAGCUGCAGACUUGGAUCAGGGCAGCCUCCCUGAAUGAGGGCAGGUGGAGGCACAAGAUGGCUGUCCUGCAAGGGCGGCUCUAUGCCGUGGGAGGCUUUGAUGGCGUACGCCGCCUGGGGAGCGUGGAGUGCUAUGACCCCUUCUCCAACACCUGGGCCCGGGUAGCCCCGCUCCUGGAGGCUGUGAGCUCGGCAGCUGUGGUGCCCUGCGGCAAGAAGCUCUAUGUGAUCGGAGGUGCUGUGGACGACAGCGCCAACACGGACAGGGUACAGUGCUUUGAUCCCGGAGAGGACAAGUGGAGCCUCCUUUCUCCAGCCCCCUUCACCCAGAGAUGCAUUGAAGCUGUGGCCCUGGAUGACAUCAUCUACGUGGUGGGGGGUCUUCUGAGCAAGAUCUUCAGCUAUGAUCCACGCAGAGAUCUCUGGGCAGAAGCAGCUUCACUCCCUGGGCCCCUGGAGAGCUGUGGAGUGACCGUUUGUGGCAGGAGAAUCUAUGUCCUUGGUGGUCGGGACUCAAGAGGAGAAGGCACAGAUAAGACCUUCGCCUUUGACCCACUGAGUGGGCGUUUGGAAAACCAACAGCCCCUGCAGCGAUGCACCAGUGCCCAUGGCUGCGUCACCAUCCUUCAGCACCUGGGCCAGGGACAGACCUGCCCCAAAGGGCAGGGUAGGCCCAGCUGAGCCCAGAGCUUCGGGAUAGACACCUGGCUGCAAAGCAACAAGACUAAGGCCACCAGGCCUCCUGCCUCUACUCCUGGGAGGUCUCUUUGUACAAAAAUCCAAGUAACUUAUUUUUCCCUUUUCUUACAGGAAUAAGAACUGAUUUUAGUUUCACCCAUUUAAGCUGGCAAAUGUAUUAUUUCUGACUGCAAACAGACCCUGUAGGAUUUCACUCCUCACCUCCAAGAAAAGAGCCUUCAUUCCUUAACUUUACAUGGUGCUUUAACGUUUAUUCUAAAGCACUAUAAAUGUUUGAGCUGUUGUUAUUACAAAAUGUUUCACAGUUUUGAAAAGGCUCUCCCAUCUGUUUCUUAGGGCAUCUUUUCUGAACUUCUUUUCUCUGAUCUCACUCCCUAGUAUAUUUUAAUUGUCAGGGUUCAGAGCUGGAAGGGACCUAGAGAUCAUCUUGGCCAACCUUUAUUCUAAAUGAGGAAACUGAGGCCCAGAAAAAAUAAGUCAGUUGCCUGAGCAAAAUGGUAGAACUAACUAAAAGUCAGGUUUUCUCAGUCACUAAACUCAGAGCUAGACCACAAUUCAGGAAACAUCCAUGAAUCUUUUAUGUUCAAAAAACUAGAGGAGAUUUUUUUAAAAAAAGACAAAUAAGUAUAUUUUAAAAAUUAUUUUAGUUUUCAACAUU